CUGUUGUUGGCAGCUGGAGAACAAACAGGGGAAAUGAAGUAAGGGCUGCAUUUGAUGGGGAGAGAGUUGAAAAUGUCCAUGUGGAAAAGGGAAAAGCUUCUCCAAGAUGGUGUCUCAGCUCCCUACCCAGUCAGUAGCUUGAGUUUCCCUGUUCUUUCCCAGACAUGAUGUCUAGCUCCACACACCUGUACCCCCAGUGAGAGUGGUGACAGUCAUCUCUUGGAAGGAACCUGUGAUUGAGCCUGAGUCUAUCUCAGUAACUUGAGCAAACAUCCCUGUGGUGCUGUCGCAGGCUGCUCACUUCCUGGCUGCCACGUCUCCCGGAGAGGAGUUCCCCAUCACCCUGGUCUCCCUUGUAAAAGGAGGAUUCACAGAUAGCCCUGCUCAAAGUGGUGAGCCUAUCACCCAGCUCCAGUACUCACAGUAAGUGCAUUCAAAGCAUCUUUGGUGAAGACAAUGCCUGCUUGUCACUGGAGCUUUGAACACUUUGCUUAAACCAUCCUGGUCUCAUCUCUUUUAACAUGAGUUCAUGGAAUACCUACUACCUGUACAACUACGAUUAGACUUUGCAAGCAGUGAAGAGGUGAAAGUAUGAGAGAAAGUACUCCUCUGACACCAGGCUGAAGCCCUAAGGUGUGGCCACCGUGAUAUACUGAGCUAUUUCCAAAGCUGGGCCUAGCACUGGGAUUGACCCAGUGGGGUCCCCGCUAGUUCCAGAGAAUGAAGCUGUUCUGCAGACGCCACAUGCCCCUGCGCCUGGCUGUGGUGGGCAGCGCCUUCGUGCUCUUUCUCUUCGUCCUGCAGAGGGAUGUCAGCAGCAAGGAACAGGCCAUAGAGAAGCUGUGGCUGAGGUCCUUGGUGAGCCAGAAGGAUCACAUCCUGGACCUCAUGCAGGGUGCUGUCAACAACCUCAGGGAUUCAGUGCCCAAACUCCAGAUCAGGGCACCGGAGCCCCAGGCCACACUGGUCUCCACAAACCAGUCCUGCCUCCCCGGGUUCUAUACCCCAGCAGAGCUGAAGCCCUUCUGGGAACGGCCACCACAGGACCCCAAUAGCCCUGGGGCUGAUGGGAAAGCAUUUCAGAAGACUGAGUGGACACCCCUGGAGACGGAGGAGAAGGAAAGGGGCUAUAAGAAGCACUGCUUCAAUGCCUUUGCCAGUGACCGGAUCUCCCUACAGAGGGCCCUGGGGCCAGACACCCGGCCCCCUGAAUGUGUCGACCAGAAGUUCCGGCGCUGCCCUCCUCUGCCCAGCACCAGUGUCAUUAUUGUGUUCCACAACGAGGCCUGGUCCACACUGCUGCGAACCGUAUACAGUGUCCUACACACCAGCCCCGCCAUCCUGCUGAAGGAAAUCAUCCUGGUGGAUGAUGCCAGCACCGACGACUAUCUAAAGGAGCAGCUGGAGCAGUACGUGAAGCAGCUGCAGGUGGUGCGCGUGGUGCGGCAGGAAGAACGGAAGGGACUGAUCACAGCCCGGCUUCUGGGGGCCAGCGUGGCCCAGGCAGAGGUGCUCACCUUCCUGGAUGCUCACUGUGAGUGCUUCCAUGGCUGGCUGGAGCCCCUCCUGGCUCGCAUUGCGGAGGAUGAGACUGCAGUGGUGAGCCCAGACAUCGUCACCAUCAACCUUAACACUUUCCAGUUCUCCAAACCUGUCCAGAGGGGCAGAGUCCAUAGCCGUGGCAAUUUUGACUGGAGCUUGACCUUUGGCUGGGAGGCUCUACCUCCAGAUGAGAAGCAGAGGCGCAAGGAUGAGACUUACCCCAUCAAAUCCCCGACGUUUGCUGGUGGCCUCUUCUCCAUUUCCAAGUCUUACUUUGAACACAUCGGUACCUAUGAUAAUCAGAUGGAGAUCUGGGGAGGGGAGAACGUGGAAAUGUCCUUCCGGGUGUGGCAGUGUGGGGGCCAGCUGGAGAUCAUCCCCUGCUCCGUGGUAGGCCAUGUGUUCCGGACCAAAAGUCCCCACACCUUUCCCAAGGGCAUCAAUGUCAUCACUCGCAACCAAGUGCGCCUGGCAGAGGUCUGGAUGGAUAACUACAAGGAACUUUUCUACCGACGAAAUUUGCAGGCAGCCAAGAUGGCUAAAGAGAAAUCCUUCGGCGACAUUUCGGAACGACUACAGUUGAGGGAAAAACUACACUGUCAUAACUUUUCCUGGUUCCUGAACAACAUUUACCCUGAGAUGUUUGUUCCUGACCUGAAGCCCACCUCCUUUGGAGCCAUCAAGAACCUUGGCAUCAAUCAAUGUCUGGAUGUGGGUGAAAACAACCAUGGAGGGAAGCCUCUCAUUAUGUACUCCUGCCACGGCCUCGGAGGCAACCAGUACUUUGAGUACACAACCCAGAAGGAACUUCGCCAUAACAUUGCAAAGCAGCUGUGUUUGCAUGCCACUGCUGGCACUGUGGGCCUUAGAAGCUGUCACUUCACUGGCAAAAAUAGCCAGGUGCCCAAGGACGAGGAAUGGGAAAUGACUCAGGACCAACUCUUCAGGAAUAGAGGAUCUGGGACCUGCUUGACAUCUGAGGACACAAAACCAGCAAUGGCUUCUUGCAAUCCCAGUGAUUCCCACCAGCACUGGCUCUUCAUAUAGGGCCCUGACCAUCAAUGUCUGUGUAGGCCUUACAGAUGGAGUUCUGAAUUCACUGGCUGUUAAGGCAGGACCUUCUUACUCCUUGCAACAACACUGGACCCACACCAGUGGAAAGGACCAUUAGAACACUGGCUUGGAGUGUUCCUUCUGCCCUAAAGACAAAAACUUUCAAAGCAGAGAAGGUAGCGGGAAACAACUCAGGGCAGCAAUGAUGAACUUAAGGGGAAACACACAAACAAAAAACAAAAACCAACUACUGCAACCAGGUACUGAAUCCCUGGUCAUUUAGAGCAUCCACAACAUUUGGUGAAAGUGUAUCAUAACAGAAGAAUUUGAGUCCAAGAGAGUCAUCUUUGCUAAUAUUACAAGUUGUAAUAUUAGCUUGUAGCACUAGCUUGUAGAAUUGUUUAUAGUUUACAGAAAGUACUCUGACAAGAAACCUUUAUGCCUUUAUCUGCAUAAUAAUCCCAUUGGAAAUAGAGGACCAAAGUCAUGUUACAAACAAGCUCUGCAUAUGUGAA
Messenger RNA from Erinaceus europaeus (western European hedgehog), 3110 nucleotides. It is a transcript of the gene GALNT6, whose product is annotated as polypeptide N-acetylgalactosaminyltransferase 6. The record is from RefSeq and is a predicted model, not a curated record. The transcript has 12 exons. Gene Ontology annotation, cellular component: Golgi apparatus. NCBI's taxonomy places the organism in Eukaryota, Metazoa, Chordata, Mammalia, Eulipotyphla, Erinaceidae. The coding region runs from base 721 to 2589 and encodes 622 amino acids.